Molecule: messenger RNA, 3273 nt
Organism: Brassica oleracea var. oleracea
Lineage: Eukaryota; Viridiplantae; Streptophyta; Magnoliopsida; Brassicales; Brassicaceae
Exons: 3
Coding region: 1-3273 (1090 amino acids)
Molecular function (GO): RNA-DNA hybrid ribonuclease activity; nucleic acid binding
Source: RefSeq, a predicted model, not a curated record
AUGGAAAGCCGAAGACUUUCGACUGCAGAGAAAGGCAAAGGACUCGUCUCCGAUGACUACCAGGCUCCCCGAAAGGCUAGAGUCCAAGUACAAGAACCGGAAAAUGCUUUCCUGCUCCAGAAACACUCACUCACGUUAAUAGGCCGAGUAACCAACCCAUCGGCUCAAAAAUUUUGGUCAUUAAUACCAUUCUUCACAGAGAAAUGGAGCACUGAAACCCGUCCAAUUGGAGCUGAUCUUGGACAAGGAAUGUUCCAGUUUCAGUUCUCAAACGAGGAGGAUCUACUCAACAUCCUCGACAAGAGACCCUACCAUUUUGCUAAAUGGAUGAUUAUAGUGGAACGAUGGAGACCGACUACUGCCCCAGACUUCCCAUCCCUCAUUCCAUUCUGGAUAAAAAUUCAGGGGAUUCCCGUACACCUCUGGACUGAAGACACGGUUAGAACUCUUGGAAGCAACAUAGGCAUUUUCGAGGAAGCGGACAUCACCUCACUUACCGUACGCAUGAGGGUACAAGUGAAUGGAAGACUCCCGCUCCUCACAAGCUCAGUGGUGGAGUAUCCAAACGGUGAUGAAGUAACAGCCACCCUUGUCUACGAGAAGCUAGAGAAACACUGCUCGAAAUGCUUUCGACUAGACCAUGAACUGAGGGACUGUCCGGAUGGAUUCUCCUCGGGAUUCUUUCAGUCCAAUUGGGAUUCCAUUGGAACUGAUAUUGUCAAAGAAGUGCAAGAGUUUUUCGAAACCAGUAAGCUCCCAGCAAAGAUUAACGCGACUUUUAUCCGACUCAUCCCAAAAGUUACUGGGCCGCAAGCAGUCACGGACUAUCGACCGAUAGCAUUAUGCAACGUCUACUACAAGAUUAUCUCUAAGAUCUUGACAAAGCGACUGCAACCUCUACUCACGGAAAUCAUCUCAGAAACUCAAUCCGCCUUUGUUCCGGGAAGAGCAAUUGCAGAUAAUGUCUUGAUCACCCAUGAAGUUCUCCACUACCUCCAAACCUCUAAAGCGGAGCAGCGGGUCUCUAUGGCUGUCAAGACGGAUAUGAGUAAAGCUUAUGACAGAUUGGAGUGGGAGUUUAUCCAGCUUGUUCUUGAAAGACUUGGAUUUCAUCAUCGAUGGAUCUCAUGGAUCAUGGAAUGUGUUUCUUCUGUUACUUACGCCUUCCUCAUCAACGGCUCGCCUAGAGGAAGAGUUAAACCGAGUAGGGGUAUCCGACAAGGUGACCCACUCUCACCAUACAUCUUCAUCUUGUGUAGUGAGGUGCUCUCGGGACUUUGUAAUAGAGCUCAAGAAGCUGGUCGGCUGACCGGCAUUCGAGUGGCAAAUGAGAGUCCAAGGAUAAAUCACCUUCUCUUUGCGGACGACACAAUGUUCUUUCUCAAGGCCGAUCCGGAAAAUGCAACCGCCUUGCAAUCGAUCUUGACUAGCUAUGAGACAGCAUCCGGUCAAUCAAUCAACACCAGCAAAUCCUCCAUUACUUUCUCUCGAAGAGCGCCAAACUCCGUCAAGACACAGAUCAAGGACUGUCUACAAAUCCAAAAAGAAGGUGGCACCGGGAAAUAUCUUGGUUUACCCGAGGUUUUUGGUCGACGAAAACGGGAUCUUUUCACAUCCAUAGUGGACAGAAUAAAGAUCAAGGCAAGCAGUUGGUCGAAAAGGCACUUAUCCGCAGCGGGUAAAAUGGUGAUGCUCAACAGUGUCCUUUCUCCUAUCCCGUCCCACGCCAUGACGUGUUUCAAGCUCCCAAAAUCUCUCAUCACUCGAAUCCAAUCAGCGGUAACAAGAUUUUGGUGGGACGACAAAGAUGGAAAGAAAAAGAUUGAUUGGGUUUCCUGGACUAAGAUGACUCAACCAAAGGACAAAGGAGGCCUAGGAUUCAGGGACUUUGAGAGUUUCAAUGACGCUUACCUGGCCAAACUGAGUUGGCGACUGAUCCAUAACCCCUCCUGCCUACUCAGUCGCAUUCUGCAGGGGAAGUACUUUGGAAAUUCAUCUUUCCUCGAAGCAUCAAACAAAGCUGUGGAGUCACAUGGAUGGCGAGGGCUAAUGAUAGGCAGAGACCUCAUACUGAAAAACACUGGUUGGGUUGUUGGAAACGGAGAAUCUAUCAACAUAUGGGAAGCGCCAUGGCUGAGUCUUGAGGAAAAGAGACGACCAAUGGGACCACCUCCUCUUACGCAGCUAAACAUGAAAGAGGAAGAGACUAUUCUAAGCCUGAAACCAAGUAAAACCGGGGCUCCGAACAAACUGAUAUGGCUAGGCACCACCUCUGGAGAGUACACGACUCGCUCAGGAUAUAAAACGGCCCUGAAGGAGCAGAACGCUAAUCUAGAAGACCCCCUGGCUACUGACAUCAACUGGGUUCGAUAUAUCUGGAAGAUAGAAACUGCCCCGAAAGUCAAGUUGUUUCUAUGGAAGGUCUUUUGUGCGGCACUCCCGGUAGGAAGCAAUCUUGCUGCCCGCAACAUAACAAACUCGACCCUAUGCAAUCUAUGUAACACCACUGAAUCUACCAAUCAUCUUUUUCUUCAAUGCAACUUCGCUCAAAAAGUAUGGAGCCUCGCUCCUUUCUCACAAAGUGUUGAUGUUAGAGGACUGGUAGAUUUAGCUUCCUGCUGGCAUUCUCUGUGUACUCUAGAGUGUCUCCCACCUUCGGGGGUUUCAGGGCAACUUGCUCCGUGGAUUCUUUGGGGUAUCUGGCUCGCGCGCAAUAAUCUGAUCUUCAACAACAAGCAGUCAUCACCCGAGGAAGUCAUCUCAUCGGCCAUAAGCGCAGCAAGGGAAUGGCUCUCUGAACAGGUCAAGACUCCAACCCUUACACCGACUCCUCUACCUAGAGAGACAAGACCACCGCACACAACCGUGGUAUAUUCAGACGCAGCGUGGCAAGCAGACCGGAGAACAGCGGGAUUAGGAUGGACCAUCAGAGAGGACAACUCCACUACACAACGAAUGUCACAUUGUUACUUCGUUGCUUCCCCACUCGUAGCGGAAGGACUAGCACUGAGAGAGGCAAUGACGGACUGUGUCGCCAGGGACACUAGGCGGCUACACUGCAACACGGAUUCUCUAAUCCUCUUCAACGCUCUGAAAUCAGGGACUCCGAUCGCAGAACUGUAUGGUAUCUUAGCUGAUAUUAUCAGCUUGUCUUCGGCUUUUGAACAUUUUUCUAUCUCUUGGAUUCGAGGUACAUAUAACAAGGAAGCUGAUGCUCUGGCAAAGCAAGCCUUGUUAAAUGCGUUUGUUGUACCAGCCCCCUACAGGGCCUAA